Messenger RNA from Penicillium cataractarum, 510 nucleotides. RefSeq names its product Con-6 family protein. Gene Ontology annotation, cellular component: cytoplasm. Lineage: Eukaryota; Fungi; Ascomycota; Eurotiomycetes; Eurotiales; Aspergillaceae. The record is from RefSeq and is a predicted model, not a curated record. Bases 1 to 510 code for a protein of 169 amino acids. The transcript has 4 exons.
AUGUCGCAUCAAAUUCCAUACUCUCCUGAAGAAAGAAUCAACGCUGCUCGUGGCUACAAGGCAGCCUUGCAUAAUGAGCACGUCUCUCCAGAGGCAAAGGAGCAUGCCCGUGAGAUGUUGUUAAAGCUGGACGAACAACAGGCCCACCAGGAACUUAUGGAAGAAAGCAUGCACGUACCCUAUCACCACCACAGACGAGAACGCUCGUGUGGCGACGAUAGACAGAGGUCACCUCAAGAGAGAAUCAAUGCCGCCCGAGGGUAUAAAGCAGCCAUGCACAAUCCUUUAGUGUCAGAGGAGGGAAAGGCACAUGCGAGGGAAAUGUUGCAGUUAAUGAAUGACGAGGAAGCUCGGCAAGAACUAUACAGCCAAGACGAAAGGCCGAAGGAUCCUACCAGAGUUGCAGCUGGGUUGAAAGCUGCGCAGAAAAACCCACUCGUUAGUGAAGAGGGUCGCCGCAGAGCCGCAAAGCACCUACAUGAGAUUGAAAUGAGUGGCCCUGAAGAGUAG